CCGGAAGCGGGAGUUUAUCCCCGUCUAAAAUGAGAUAAUUGUUCCGUGUUUUCUGCAGAUUAAUCGGAAGGUUCGAGGGUUUUCCAGGAUGUCCAGCCCGGCGAGGAGCGGGGACAUCAUCCACCUGAACGUGGGGGGGAAGAGCCUCCUGAGCGGCCGCAUCUCCACCCUGAAGGACGAGACCGGAGCGAAACAUAAAGGCAAAGAGAGACCCACAAGUUUUCGUUGUGAUCACUGCAAGAAAGUCCUCACCACUUCAUCAGGUCUGAGAAAACAUAAGAUGAUUCACACUGGAGAUAAACCGUUCACCUGUGAUCAGUGUGGAGCAGCUUUUACCACAUCAAGUUAUCUAAAGAUUCACCAACGUAUUCACACUGGAGAUAAACCGUUCACUUGUGAUCAGUGUGGAGCAGCUUUUACCAGACAAGAUAGUCUAAGAACUCACCAACGUGUUCACACUGGAGAAAAACCGUUCAGUUGUGAUCAGUGUGGAGCAGCUUUUACUGAGUCAGGAACGCUAAAGAUUCACAAACGUAUUCACACUGGAGAUAAACCGUUCACUUGUGAUCAGUGUGGAGCAGCUUUUACCACUUCAAGUGAUCUAAGGACUCACCAACGUAUUCACACUGGAGAAAAACCAUUCACUUGUGAUCAGUGUGGAGCAGCUUUUACCCAACGAGGUAGUCUAAGGACUCACCAACGUGUUCACACUGGAGAAAAACCGUUUAGGUGUGAUCAGUGUGGAGCAGCUUUUACUGAGUCAGGAACGCUAAAGAUUCACCAACGUAUUCACACUGGAGAAAAACCAUUCACUUGUGAUCAGUGUGGAGCAGCUUUUACCCAACGAGGUAGUCUAAGGACUCACCAACGUGUUCACACUGGAGAAAAACCGUUUAGGUGUGAUCAGUGUGGAGCAGCUUUUACCCAACGAGGUAGUCUAAUGACUCACCAACGUGUUCACACUAGAGAUAAACCGUUUAGGUGUGAUCAGUGUGGAGCAGCUUUUACCACAUCAGGUAAUCUAAUUACUCACCAACGUAUUCACACUGGAGAUGAACCGUUUAGAUGUGAUCAGUGUGGAGCAGCUUUUACCCAACAAAUCCAUCUAAGGACUCACCAACGUAUUCACACUGGAGAUAAACCGUUCACUUGUGAUCAGUGUGGAGCAGCUUUUACCCAACAAAUCCAUCUAAGGACUCACCAACGUAUUCACACUGGAGAUAAACCAUUCAGAUGUGAACAGUGUGGAGCAGCUUUUACCACAUCAGGUAAUCUAAUGACUCACCAACGUAUUCACACUGGAGAUAAACCGUUCAGAUGUGAACAGUGUGAGGCAGCUUUUACCACAUCAAGUCAGCUAAAGAAGCACCAACGACACCUGGGAAGUUGCUUCAAACAGACUUGAAUCACGAGAACACCCUAUGGGUAAUUUAGAAGUUAGUGACAGUCAGGCCAAAUGCCCGAUGGGGACAUUUGGCCACAGAUCACAUCCAACUGUGAAUUGCUUUUCGUCUGUCACUUGGCUUGUGUAUUCCCUGCCUUUUUGCGCUUUGAAUUUACUGUAUAAAAGUCUUGACGUCGAGCCACUCUGAGUCGGCACACCAAUUCAGACCUGAUCUGUGCUGGUCAUGCCCACCGCCGGCUACUGAAUACAACUCACUACACCACAAGCGGACUUCUGAACUGGUUUUUGAUAAAUUCCUCAACAUUUCAUACGUCUUUCCAUGACUUUCACACAGAUUAUGUAGUGGACAGGAAGUCAUCACCAUUCAUUUCACCAGUCGGACAUCACAGAAGGAAACCUGCUGAAUUCAUCUUCCACAACCAUUCGUACUCGGUUGACUUUGUGCUUAAAGACUGUUUAAUGGAAUGGUUUCAAGAGCCAGUCCUGCAAAGGAUAAGUAGAGUCUCCAAGAAGGAAAUACCCAGCAGUCACUAUAUUCCUGAUGUGAGCUAGGAAGAUGUUCCUCCCACUGGCUAACUCCUGUGUAUGUAUUAUAUAUGUAAUCAACCAUUUGUCCUUGAGAGCUGAACUUUCAGGAUCGAUUCCUUGAAUGCUUUUCUAAAUUUGCCCCUUUUAAUAUUUCUUUAUAUUUUGAUGUUAAAUCCACUGUUUUUGGCAAUU
This is a messenger RNA of Cololabis saira (Pacific saury), 2125 nucleotides long. RefSeq names its product gastrula zinc finger protein XlCGF26.1-like. Gene Ontology annotation, molecular function: RNA polymerase II cis-regulatory region sequence-specific DNA binding; DNA-binding transcription factor activity, RNA polymerase II-specific. Bases 89 to 1405 code for a protein of 438 amino acids. Gene Ontology annotation, biological process: regulation of transcription by RNA polymerase II. Gene Ontology annotation, cellular component: nucleus. The record is from RefSeq and is a predicted model, not a curated record. The transcript has 3 exons. NCBI's taxonomy places the organism in Eukaryota, Metazoa, Chordata, Actinopteri, Beloniformes, Belonidae.